CGUACCAAAUGAAAAUGUGAUAUGAAUGAAGAAUUGGUGAGGUGAAGAAAGUCAGGCGUGUCUGGGGAGGAAGUGACUGUGUUUCACUCCUCACUCGAUCUCCGGCCGUUGUGGUGAGCGCAUAGAUUUUAUGCUCGGGCAUCAUCGAUUUUGUGGACAAGGUGGUGAUGCAAUGUGCACUGGAAGAAGUUGAAGUAAACUAGACCAACCGGUGAAAUCUAUUAAUCAGAGACUCUGAGGUAUUGAAAGUCGCAAAAUCGCGGAGGUAACACAUUUCAACAUAUAUCCAUUUUGCUGGUUCAUUGGUGCUCGAGAACGGUGAUCGUUUUGACGCUAAGUAGCUAUUUUGAAGGUCUCAAACAAGCCCAUUAGAGCUCAAGUGUCUUACCAGAAGAAGCCCACCGGCCGUCAGUAUGGUGCUGUUCUCACAGAAACGUAGACGAAUGGAUUUUCUAGUGAAAAUCUACUUCUGCACAACGCUCUUGCAAUGUGAAUUCCUUCAGGAUACCAGUGCUCAAGGAAUUAUUGCUCAAGCCCUGUAUUUGGGUGAUCCAAAUAUGUACAACAACACCAUGGACAGUUGCAUCUGGAAGCGAGGGAAUGACCGAGAUGCUUGUCCAGAUCCCGACAUCACCAUGGUACUCUACACGAGUGGGCGGGUGAGGACAAAGUCUGUGCUGGAUAUGGACCAAGCUGACUGGUUGCGCAAUAGUGACUUCAAUCCCAGGCACGAGAGCAUUAUUCUCGUGCACGGGUACGCCGGAGGCGAUGAUACUCUCCCCAUGGUGGUACUCAGAGAUGCCUACCUCCGACACGGAAAUUACAAUGUUUUUGUGGCGGACUGGGGACCACUGGCUCAGCCCCCAUGCUACGUGGCUGCUGUCCACAAUCUCAGGCCCGUUGCUAGGUGCUUUGCUAAACUCUUCACCUUCCUGAGAGACUCAGGGCUUCGAGUGGAAAAGACCACGUGCGUUGGACAUUCCCUUGGGGCUCAUGUUUGUGGCCUUAUGGCAAACUAUCUGACCUUCCGACUUGAGAAGAUCAUAGGAUUGGAUCCUGCUAGGCCCCUCGUGAAACUAGGAAAUGCCUUCCGGCUGGACAGUGGUGAUGCCAAGGCUGUCCAGGUUUUACAUACAAAUGCCGGACAUUAUGGUGAAAGUGGAAGAAUAGGACAUGUUGAUUUCUGCAUCAAUAAUGGGAAGAGGCAGCCCUAUUGCUCUACCACAACCAAUAUACAUCUAUGUAGCCACAUUUGGUCAAUUUGCUACUUGGGAGCCACAAUCUUUGCCGAUGUUCAUGGAGAACCUUGUUCAAGGCGCUGUGGCGGACCUGCUGGACAGGGAGCCUUUGCUGCCUGGAGACAAUCCCGCAACAACUACAGACAACUUGUCACAAAUUCCAUUCCGAUGGGCCACAAAACACCUAACAACGCUUAUGGAACCUUCUGCCUUCGGGAUGAAACCCCACCGUUCUGCCCUCGCUUCGACGGAGACAUAGGCGAUCAUCGAUGCUGUGUCAAUCCAGAAGCCAAAAAAUCUUAAAAAUAUCCCCCAAAAAGUCCAACUUACUUUAAACAGCUACAACAAAGAUUCAUAGCAAAUACGUCUUAAGCCAUAAGGAUUUCCCAUUUUUCUUUAAAUGAACAUUGAAUGAAGUCAAACUCUUAGGCGAUUAGUGGUUUCUAGAUUCUUUAAUGAUGUUACAUCCUGUAUUGAAGUGUUCUUUUUCAUAAAUUGAGAAAUAAAAGAUUGUUUUUUAUUUGAA
This is a messenger RNA of Phlebotomus papatasi, 1764 nucleotides long. RefSeq names its product phospholipase A1 member A-like. NCBI's taxonomy places the organism in Eukaryota, Metazoa, Arthropoda, Insecta, Diptera, Psychodidae. The coding region runs from base 414 to 1541 and encodes 375 amino acids. Gene Ontology annotation, molecular function: lipase activity. The record is from RefSeq and is a predicted model, not a curated record. The transcript has 6 exons.